UUCCCCUGGAUCCUGCGGGAUUACGUCUCAGAGACCCUCGACCUCACCGACCCGGCCGUGUUUCGGGACCUGUCCAAGCCCAUCGGGGUGGCCAACGAGCGGCACGCCCGGGACGUGAAGGAGAAGUACGAGAGCUUUGAGGACCCCACGGGCACCGUGGACAAGUUCCACUACGGGACGCACUACUCCAACGCGGCGGGCGUCAUGCACUACCUGAUCCGCACCGAGCCCUUCACCACCCUCCACAUCCCGCCGCAGAGCGGGUGGGCGCGCUCCCACGAGGACUUCAUCUACCAGCACCGCAAAGCCUUGGAGUCAGAGUAUGUCUCAGCCCACCUCCACGAGUGGAUCGACCUCAUUUUUGGGUACAAGCAACGAGGCCCGGCCGCCGUGGAGGCCCUCAAUGUCUUUUACUACUGCACCUAUGAGGGGGCCGUGGACCUGGACGCCAUUGCCAACGAGACGCAGAGGAAGGCUCUGGAGGGCAUCAUCAGCAACUUUGGGCAGACGCCCUGCCAGCUGCUCAAGGAACCCCAUCCCGCCCGGCUGUCAGCAGAGAGCGCUGCCCGGAGGCUGGCCCGCCUCGACACCCGCUCACCCAACGUCUUCGAGAACCUGGACCAGCUCAAGUCCUUCUUUGUGGAGGGCAUCAGCGAUGGGGUGGCCCUGGUGCAAGCCGUGGUCCCCAAGAACCAGGCGCACUCCUUCAUCACUCAGGGAUCACCCGACGUCCUGGUCACCGUGAGUGCCAAUGGCUUGUUGGGGACCCAUAACUGGUUACCCUACGACAAGAACAUCUCCAAUUACUUCAGCUUCACCAAAGACCCCACCGUCUCCAACGCAAAGACCCAGCGGUUCCUGCAGGGCCCUUUCGCCCCCGGCGCGGACCUCUGCUCCCGCACGCUGGCCGUGUCCCCCGACGGGAAGCUGCUCUUCAGCGGGGGACAUUGGGACAACAGCCUCUGCGUCACCUCGCUGGCCAAAGGGAAAGUCGUUGGGCACAUCACCCGGCACAUAGAUGUUGUCACCUGCCUGGCGCUUGACCUCUGUGGCAUCUACCUCAUUUCUGGGUCCCGGGAUACCACCUGCAUGGUGUGGCAGGUCCUACAGCAGGGUGGGUUUUCCAGUGGCUUGGCUCCCAAACCCGUCCAGGUCCUAUACGGCCACGACGCCGAGGUGACGUGCGUGGCCAUCAGCACCGAGCUGGACAUGGCGGUGUCAGGCUCCAAGGAUGGCACCGUCAUCAUCCACACCAUCCGCCGGGGUCUCUUCAUCCGGUCCCUGCGGCCGCCCACCGAGUCCGUCCUCUCCCACCUGGCCGUGGGGCCAGAGGGGCAGGUGGUAGCCCAAACCACCACAGAUCAACGAGCCUGCUUGAAGGACAGGUUUGCGCUGCACCUCUACUCGGUCAAUGGGAAGCACCUCUCCUCCGUCCCGCUGGAGGAGGAGGUGACGGCCAUGUGCCUGACGGAGGAGUUCGUGGUGCUGGGGACCAUGCAGUGCGGGCUGGAGAUCCGUGACCUCCAGAGCCUCAGGGCGGCCGUGCCUCCUGUGCCCAUGCGGGUGCCUGUCCACAGCGUGUCUGUCACCAAGGAGAAGAGUCAUAUCUUGGUGGGGUUGGAGGAUGGCAAGCUCAUCGUGGUCGGGGCUGGGCAGCCCGCUGAG
This is a messenger RNA of Fulmarus glacialis (Northern fulmar), 1665 nucleotides long. Its product is annotated as neurobeachin-like protein 2. Gene Ontology annotation, cellular component: membrane; cytosol. The record is from RefSeq and is a predicted model, not a curated record. NCBI's taxonomy places the organism in Eukaryota, Metazoa, Chordata, Aves, Procellariiformes, Procellariidae. Gene Ontology annotation, biological process: intracellular protein localization. Gene Ontology annotation, molecular function: protein kinase binding.